AUGGUGCGAGAGGAGGUGGUGGGUGCGGGGAUCCUGGAGUUGCGGGAAGUGCGCCCCACGCCUGAGGCCUUAAUCGACGCCACCCAGGGCGGCUACUGGCCAGGCAUUGGCAAGGCAUGGGGCGUUGUGCGUGAUUCGCUGUUCCUGUGGAGCCCUGGCGAGAGUCCGACUGUUGCGAAAGAAGUGAAGCUCCGAGCCGACGUCACGGCUGUUGCAGUCGUGGAGACGUUCUCUAAAGCGGUCGCAAAUGCCGUCGUGGUGGCGACAACCUCGCAGGUCUGGCUUGUGGAAGCGUGGGACGAUGCACACCUCGUGGCAACUGCCACAAUUGAUACUGAAUGGACUGUUAGGGCCAUCGCCACCCUUCCAGGGACUGAUCGCAUCUUCUGUGGCGCUGACGAUGGCCAUGUGUAUGAGUUAAUUGUCCACAGCCGGGCGGGUCUGGAGCCACUGAGGCAACUGCAGAUGGUGUGCCACACACGGAGCUGGAUGGACCCUCUGCUGAAAAUUGUGCACAAAGUACACGGAGGGGUUGUUCAGUUGAUGGCUGACACAGAGCGAAGCAUCUUGGUGUCGCUGCACAACGAUGGCGAAAUUCAGGCAUUUGAUCUUGGGCAUGACAACAGGAAGCGGCCAACAAGAGUGGGAACCAUUUGUCCUGUGGCCAAGGUUGAUCCUGCAGAGCAAGCAGUUGUCAUGUGCAGAAUCCGUAAGUAA
This is a messenger RNA of Ostreobium quekettii, 717 nucleotides long. Lineage: Eukaryota; Viridiplantae; Chlorophyta; Ulvophyceae; Bryopsidales; Ostreobiaceae. The record is from the annotation of a GenBank genome assembly.